UAAAUACUCCCCGCACCCUCCCGGGCCUCCACCGCGCUGAAUGCAUCGCGAUAUUGUUACUCACUAGUUGCCGGCCCAUCCGAUCCUCGCUCGCUGCCUCUGACAUCAGCGGGCGGCCCAUCGUCGUCUUUGGGAAAAAGCGUGAAGAGCAUAUGUGUGGGAAGCGAGCAUAUCAAAAAAGCGUCCCGCCGGAGCUUCUCCUCUAUGACUCACAUUCCUGGUGCCGGCGAGCCUUUUUGUGCAGUGGCGGGGGAUUCAGCGACAAUGCGGUUAAGCUCACUGGACUCAGAACCCGAUGCGCGGAAGGGAUUGUAGCCACUACUUUGGCAACUUUGCCCGUAUUUCUCACGCCCACUGGGAUCCUGCUAUUGCUGGCUCCAGAUAAUGGACGCGCCGGUGGUGUGAUGGAUCCGGACCACGCUGGGAGCUCCUGAUAGCCAGAAUCCGUCGUGCUCAAGGACCAUUUGGCU
Linderina pennispora is the source of this 470-nucleotide messenger RNA. RefSeq lists its product as uncharacterized. The transcript has a single exon. Lineage: Eukaryota; Fungi; Kickxellomycota; Kickxellomycetes; Kickxellales; Kickxellaceae. The record is from RefSeq and is a predicted model, not a curated record. The coding region runs from base 153 to 434 and encodes 93 amino acids.